GCAGCAGGUGGUACCCGCCGGCCGGCCGCAGCAGGAGCCACCAUGGGGAUGAACAAAUCACUGAGUUGCUUAGGUUAUCCCGUCAGCAUUUUCUUCAUUAUCAUCAAUGAAUUCUGUGAACGAUUUUCCUACUAUGGAAUGCGAGCGGUUCUCGUUCUAUACUUCCAACGCUUUCUGGGAUGGAAUGAUAAUCUGUCCACCGCUAUCUAUCACACAUUCAUUGCUCUGUGCUAUUUAACACCAAUCCUUGGUGCACUCAUUGCUGAUUCCUGGCUGGGAAAGUUCAAAACCAUCAUCUACCUGUCCAUCAUCUAUACCAUAGGGCAAGGAGUCACAGCAAUAAGUUCUAUUAAUGACUUAACUGAUAACGACCAUGAUGGAAAACCCAAUAUCUUGUCUUUACAUGUGGCACUGUCCAUGAUUGGUCUUGCCCUGAUUGCUCUGGGGACAGGAGGGAUCAAGCCCUGUGUGUCUGCAUUUGGUGGAGAUCAGUUUGAAGAAAGCCAGGAGAAACAAAGGAACAGAUUUUUCUCCAUCUUCUAUUUGGCCAUCAAUGCUGGAAGUCUGCUGUCUACUAUUAUCACUCCUAUGCUCCGAGUCCAAGAAUGUGGAAUUCACAGCAAGCAAUCCUGUUACCCUCUGGCAUUUGGUGUCCCAGCUGCUCUUAUGGCUGUAGCUUUAGUCGUAUUCAUCCUUGGAAGUGGAAUGUACAAGAAGGUUCAACCUCAGGGCAACAUAAUGGCUAAGGUUGCGGGUUGCAUUUCAUUUGCUAUCAAAAACAGGUUUAACCACAGGAGUAAAGCUUUUCCAAAGAGGAAACACUGGCUGGACUGGGCUAGUGAAAAGUAUGAUGACAGACUUAUUGCACAAACAAAAAUGGUCCUGAAGGUGAUGUUUCUGUAUAUACCUCUCCCGAUGUUUUGGGCACUCUUUGAUCAACAGGGCUCCAGGUGGACACUUCAGGCUACAACAAUGAGUGGAAACUUUGGAAGUAUUGAAAUCCAGCCUGACCAGAUGCAGACUGUGAAUGCUAUCCUGAUAGUUAUCAUGGUGCCGAUUGUAGAUGGUUUGAUUUAUCCACUUAUCGCAAAAUGUGGCUUCAAUUUCACCUCCCUCAAGAAGAUGACGGUGGGAAUGUUCCUGGCUUCCAUGGCUUUUGUUGUUGCUGCCAUUGUACAGAUGCAAAUAGAUAAAACACUUCCAGUCUUUCCUACUGAACAGGAGUUUCAAGUCAGAGUAAUGAACCUGGGAGAAAAACGCGUGAAUUUGAUGUUUUCUGAAAAAAUGAAUGCGUCAGUAUUUUCAGGGGAACAAACAGAAUUCAUGAAGUUGGAUGUGAACAACAUAAAUUCCAUUCUUAUUUCUGAUGGCACUACAACUGAGAAUCAUACCGUCCCAUUUAAAGCGGGACAACGCCAAACUUUGCUUCUGUGGUCACCUGCUGAAGUUACCCUGCUGGAGAACGAUCUUAACAAGAAGCCCGAAAAAGGACUGAAUGGAAUCCGAUUUAUAAAUGCUAUGGAUAAGCCUCUCAAUAUCACAGUGGCUGGAAGCAAUUUUCCAAACGUGCUUCCCCGUAAUGCCAGUGGAUAUGAAUUCUUUCCUUCUGGUGUGAAGACCGUCAUGAUUAAUAAUGGAGACUGCAAUGGCAAAACUAGAAAAUUGAAAUUUGGCAGUGCACGUUCCCUGGUGGUGACAAAGUGUUCGGCUGAUGAAUUGGUCAUAUCGGAGUUUGAGGAUAUCUCACCCAAUACAGUCAGCAUGUCCUUGCAGAUCCCACAGUACUUCCUUCUGACCUGUGGCGAGGUUGUCUUCUCUGUCACUGGACUGGAGUUCUCAUAUUCACAGGCCCCUUCCAACAUGAAGUCCGUGCUUCAGGCCGGUUGGCUGCUGACGGUGGCUGUGGGGAACAUCAUCGUUCUCAUCGUGGCCGGAGCUGGCCAGUUCGGCGAGCAGUGGGCUGAAUAUAUUCUGUUUGCUGGGCUGCUGCUGGUGGUUUGCGUGAUUUUUGCCUUCAUGGCUUACUACUACAAGUACGUCAAUCCAGCGGAGAUUGAGGCCCAAUUUGACGAAGAUGAGAAGAAGAAGAAGACGCGAGACCUGCAACCGUACAACCAGAAUGGGAAACCAAACACACUCUCCCAAACAGCCCUGUAACUAUGGGAAACCAAAGAGGAGUGACUGACCGGCAGAACUUGCACAGAUGCUAAUGCCAUAAUGAGAAGACAGAAAAACUGGAUGUGGGGAAUCACAUGAACGACCCGAUGGUUUUGAGAUCUUGUAAACGCUCACGGGUGCCAUUCCAGAAAAUCACGGUUUUUUAAAGAGCAGAAUUGGAAGCAUAAUUCUAGCAAUUAUUUUACUGCUUAAAGCACAGAUCCAGUUUUUAGGAAGCCCCUAAACUGUAUUCCACAUGGAAAAGGCCCUCCCAUUUGAAGAAAUUCAGUGAGAUUAUUUUUGUAUAUUAAUUUUUUUUUUUACUUGUUGAAAGGGCCUUUUUUCAAGAAACACUCUUGGGGAGACAUGUAGCUAAUGGCAGGGUCUGUGCAGUGAGGCCAAACACAUGUGUUAAGGAAUGUCUGAGGGUGGCUUAAUCUGAUCCCAAAAAAUCCUGUUUCCAAAUAUUUCACCAUGUAAACGAAUAGCUCCAGGCCUGUGUUGUGUCCCCUCCGCUCUCCCGCUUGGGAUGGUACCCCCGGGGGAAGGCCGAAGAGAAAACUGGGACAAUCAAUUACAUUUGGAAUAAAUCAUCCACUCUCAAAAACCAAUGCUCAGGUGUGUCUCUGG
Molecule: messenger RNA, 2787 nt
Organism: Tachyglossus aculeatus (Australian echidna)
Lineage: Eukaryota; Metazoa; Chordata; Mammalia; Monotremata; Tachyglossidae
Gene: SLC15A1
Product: solute carrier family 15 member 1
Exons: 23
Coding region: 43-2157 (704 amino acids)
Biological process (GO): transmembrane transport; oligopeptide transport
Cellular component (GO): membrane
Molecular function (GO): dipeptide transmembrane transporter activity
Source: RefSeq, a predicted model, not a curated record